Messenger RNA from Centropristis striata (black sea bass), 3166 nucleotides. Its product is annotated as phytanoyl-CoA hydroxylase-interacting protein-like. The transcript has 5 exons. Gene Ontology annotation, molecular function: protein binding. NCBI's taxonomy places the organism in Eukaryota, Metazoa, Chordata, Actinopteri, Perciformes, Serranidae. The record is from RefSeq and is a predicted model, not a curated record. Gene Ontology annotation, cellular component: cytoplasm. The coding region runs from base 468 to 1607 and encodes 379 amino acids.
CCGAAGUAUUCAUGUUCAGCUGUCCCGCGGCGGAGCAACACACAGGGCACACACACGCGCGCACACUUGUGGCUCUUGAGGCAGGGACGCGCUGCAUGCACGCGGGGCGUAUGAAAUAAGAUCAAAAGCACAGAGUGAUAUCUUUGACGUUCAUACAUUUAAACGCAUCUCUGCGGGAGCUGCUAUGCUUCACGCUGCAAACCCCAACUGGAGGCUUGUGCUGUUCGCGCCAGUGACGAUUCCGCUGACGCGCCACUAGCCGCACCACCCAGGAGACGAGAGGAGAGCUGUGAGCGACGGAACGAGCAGGGGGGCUGACUGGAAACCGGUCUCUCUUUCUCUUUCUUUUCUCCUUUCUUGACGACCGUGGACGGAAGCCUGUUUGCGGUUCAAGUCCCGUGGACGAUAUUUAACGAGCGACAGCAAAAUUCAGCAGUAGCAUCAUCCAUCCAGGCUCUUCUGCAGAGAUGGAGGUACCAGGCUUGGCGCACAACAUAACCAGUCCAUUAAGUCCCUGCGAGGGGAUGAUCAAGGACCUGAGCUUGGACGCCAUACAGUUAUGCGAGCGAGAUGGAAGUAAAUCCCAGGAUGGCAGCAUUUCCGAGAUGGAGGAGCUCCCCGUUCCUCAGAACAUCAAGAUCAGCAACAUCACCUGCGACUCCUUCAAGAUCUGCUGGGACAUGGAGGCGCGCAGCAAGGAGCGCAUCACACACUACUUCAUUGACCUGAACAAGAAGGAGAACAAAAACUCAAACAAGUUCAAACACAAGGAUGUUCCUACCAAGUUGGUAGCCAAGGCAGUGCCCCUGCCCAUGACGGUUCGGGGCCACUGGUUCUUGAGCCCACGCACAGAGUACACCGUGGCUGUGCAGACCGCAUCAAAACAGACUGACGGAGACUACGCCAUCUCCGAGUGGAGCGAAAUCAUCGAGUUCUGCACUGCUGAUUAUUCCACAGUGCAUCUAAACCAGCUGUUGGAAAAGGCAGAAGUUAUCUCUGGCAGGAUGCUGCGUUUUUCUGUCUUCUACAGGAACCAGAAUAAAGAGUACUUUGACCAAGCCAGGGAGGCGCAGGACAACCGGAUGCUGCAGUCGGUGAAAGACAACAGUGGCAGCCAUGGCUCUCCCAUCAGUGGCAAGCUGGAGGGAAUUUUCUUCAGCUGCAACACAGAGUUCAACACAGGCAAGCCUCCGCAGGACUCCCCUUACGGCCGCCACCGCUUUGAGGUUCAGGCUGACAAGCUCUUCAACCCCGACACCAACCUGUACUUUGGAGACUUCUACUGCAUGUAUACAGCCUACCACUACGUUAUUCUGGUCCUGGCGCCAAAGGGCUCUGCGGGGGACGAGUUCUGUAAGCAGAGGCUUCCUGCACUGGACAUCACCAACAACCGAUUCCUCACCUGCAAGAAGGAUGAAGACGCUGACGGCAGUCUGGUGUUUCAUCACGCACAGGAUGUCAUCCUGGAGGUGAUCUACACAGAGCCAGUAGACCUGGCGUGUGGCACUGUGGCCGAGAUCAGCGGGCACCAGCUGAUGAGCAUGUCCACAGUAAAUGCCAAGAAGGACCCCAGCUGCAAGACCUGCAACAUCAGUGUGGGACGCUAAGAAAAGGCAAAAUGUAAGAGAGAGAGGGAAGGACUAGAGGUGACUGACCUCUAAACACACACAGGAAGUCCACAUGUACUGAAGAAGCAGACCAACACAUGCAUGAAGCAGCAGAUUUAGUAGACAUGCACACCAACAUAUCUCUGACACCGCUCUGUACUCCGAACAGACCAUCAUUUCCAAAGAAGAGUGGAGGAAAAAAAAGAGGAAAGUACACACUCUGACACCUGCACCGUUGUCUCCUCAUCUGAAAAGGGUUACCCUAAAUGUUGAAAACAUGCAUAAAAACAUACCUUAAGAUUUCCCACAUUAGGGAUCACCAACUGAGACAUCUAAACCUGGGACACCAACAACACAGAUCCAUCCUGUAAGUCCACACUGGCGUACUGACUAAACCCUUUAACUGUACUAACAAACAUGGGCUGCUUCUACUCAGUUUCCUGUUGAUUACUUUAAACUCUUGUCCCAUAUUUUGUUAAUGACCUUUGCCUUGUUAUUAUUGAUAUGCUGAUGAUCGAUUGUCCACUGUCUGUGUGGACAAUCAUUUCGUUGUUUCCAGUUACUUUGACUGUCGUAAUGUUUUAUUCUCAUCCCACAGUAGACAAUAUCAGACUUUUUUUCUUACCUUCUACUAGUGGCACAGACUACAAUUUCCUAGGGCUGCAGCAUUGAUAGUCAUCUUUCUUUAUACCAAAGGUAUUAAAACCAGAUGUGAAACCGCUGUGGAAUCUAAACAGUACUAAUGCAACAGCCUCUAAAAUGUGUAUUCACUAAGUCUUUUAGGGCCAAGUGUGAACUACUUGUUUUUACCUUUAAAAAAAAGCAUGAUGCAGCUCUGUGCAGCAUGAGUAUGAAAGCUGUCAGUACCUCUACCAUAGCAACCUUUUCUGCAACAGUCGCUCUUAUUUUGUUGUAGUCUGUGGAAACAAAGAAAGUAGAACCAUAAACUGUGUUUAGCAGAAUAAAUGUGAAAAAAAUAUUUAUUUUUAUUGAUACAUUCAUAUAUAUAUAUUAUCUAUAUAUAUAUAGAAAAUUAUAUAAACCAGAAGUGCACAAUGUCAAAAGCUCUGAUCAUUGUAACAAUUGCAUUUAGGGGAAUUAACUUCAUACAGGCAAAAUGGGGGGAUAAACACCAAUUUGACAGCAGAUAGAACUUGCACUACACUGUUCACCAACGUUCACAUAUUUUCCAAGGUGAACAUGUAAAUUGAAUGGUCACGAUAAUAGAUCAACUAUGAAACCCUUAAUGCAUAUCAUAGCACAAUGUAGGACUAAAAAACUGACAUGCACAAACACGACAAGAUUGUCUCAUUGAUUGCAUUUAAGCUUACAUCGCUUUGCCAAGUUAGCACUUUUAAAUAAAAUGCAGUUUUCACAUUAACUCUGGACUUUGCUGUCCAAAAUUAGUAUUAUGGCAAGGAAAAAAAGCAAGUAACAAAGUGCCAUAAAAUACAUACAGUUAUCUUAAAAUUACUAAUGUGUAACUAACAUCAAGUUGUUACAGCUCGUCAGCCUUGACAUAAAUUAGUGCUACAUAAAAUACACGUGCUACAUCAGGU